Molecule: messenger RNA, 4659 nt
Organism: Cuculus canorus (common cuckoo)
Lineage: Eukaryota; Metazoa; Chordata; Aves; Cuculiformes; Cuculidae
Gene: CALD1
Product: caldesmon 1
Exons: 18
Coding region: 574-3039 (821 amino acids)
Biological process (GO): actin filament bundle assembly; muscle contraction; angiogenesis
Cellular component (GO): actin cytoskeleton
Molecular function (GO): calmodulin binding; actin binding; myosin binding
Source: RefSeq, a predicted model, not a curated record
AGGGAAUGACAGGCAUCUCUGCAGGCAGGCUGAACCCACCUUGGCUUGUGCGUAGUCAUUGGCUGCCUAUUAGAAUAAAUUGAGGACAAUGCAUACCGCUGCCUGCCAAUUGUAAACAUAAGGGAUAUGUAUUCACUUAGCAUUGACUUUUGGGAGGGGCCAAGGAAAAGCUGCAGUUUUAUUGAAUAGGGCUGUGUGUGAGGCUGCUGGUGUGCCUUUCUUGCUGUGCUCCUGCCCAAGCAGCCAGUUAUUCAUUUCCUUCCUACUAGUUGAAAACUUUUCAACCAGAGAAGAACACCCUUCCCUGUUGUGCUGCUUGUGAACUGCCUUAAAGCUUCAGUCCAUUGACUAAUAAAGGACUUCCAUGCUGUAGACUGUUAUUUUGAGAGACCUGCACAAGCAAGUACACAAUCAGCUGAAAACCUUGGAAAAGGAAGUGGACCUGUCUCUGUUUAGUGAUCACCUUUAUUUUCUGGAGUCCUUAUUUUGAAAUCAUCAGCAGCUGGUUUGUUACUGACAAGCUAGAGUAUUUCCCUGAUCAUCUUCCUAGCUCUGAACGCUUGAACACCCACCAUGGAUGACUUUGAACGCCGCAGAGAGCUCAGGAGGCAAAAGCGUGAGGAAAUGCGCCUUGAAGCAGAGAGGCUGUCCUAUCAGAGAAAUGAUGAUGAUGAGGAAGAAGCUGCCAGAGAACGUCGCCGACGGGCUCGACAGGAGAGGCUGCGGCAAAAGGAAGAAGGAGAUCUAUCAGGAGACGUAAUGGAGAAAUCAGAAGUUAAUGCCCAAAACAGCGUGGCAGAAGAGGAAACCAAGCGUACUACAACCACAAGGGGAACAGAUGAAGAAGCUGCAUUGUUGGAGAGACUGGCAAGACGGGAGGAGAGACGCCAAAAACGUCUACAGGAAGCUCUGGAACGUCAAAAGGAAUUUGACCCCACGAUCACAGAUGGGAGCUUGUCACUGCCCAGCAGGAGAGAAGUAAAUAAUGUGGAAGAAAACGAGACCACAGGGAAAGAGGAAAAGGCUGAAAUACGCCGAGGACGCUAUGAGGCUGAGGAAACUGAAACGGUUACCAAAUCAUACCAAAGGAACAACUGGAGGCAAGAUGGGGAAGAAGAGGAAAAAAAAGAAGGAAAAGACAAGGAGGAUGUACCAGAGGAGAAACCAAAGGAGGUCCCAAUAGAGGAAAAUCAGGUAGAUGUGACAGCAGAAAAAUCCACAGAUAAAGAAGAGGUAGUAGAAACAAAAAAUGUAGCUAUAAAUGCUGACGAACACAAAGCGGUGAAUGAUACAAAUGCUGUGCUGGAAGGGGAGCAGAGUAUAACUGAUGCUGUAGCUGAAGAGAAAGUUAGAGAUGAGCAAAAGGCUGAGGAAGAAAGGAAGAAGGCAGAAGAAAGGGAGAAACUUGAGGCAGAAGAAAAGGAGAGGUUAAAAGCAGAGGAAGAAAAGAGGGCAGCUGAGGAUAAACAGAAAGCAGAGGAGGAAAAAAGGGCAGCUGAGGAAAGAGAGAGGGCUAAGGCAGAAGAGGAAAAGAGGGCAGCUGAGGAAAGAGAGAGGGCUAAGGCAGAAGAGGAGAAGAGAGCAGCUGAGGAAAGAGAGAGGGCUAAGGCAGAAGAAGAGAAGAGGGCAGCUGAGGAAAGAGAGAGGGCUAAGGCAGAAGAGGAAAAGAGGGCAGCUGAGGAAAGAGAGAGGGCUAAGGCAGAAGAGGAGAAGAGGGCAGCUGAGGAAAGAGAGAGGGCUAAGGCAGAAGAGGAAAAGAGGGCAGCUGAGGAAAAAGCUAAGCUAGAAGCAGAGAAAUUAAAGGAAACACAAAAGGUGGAAGAAAAGAAAAUAGAAGAUAAACAGGUAAAAGAGAAGAAAUUACAAGAGGAAAAACCUCAAGCAGCUUUCCUCAGAAAACAGGGGGAAGAAAAAGAGGUUAAAGUGGAAGCUAAAAAGGAAAAGUUACCAGAUGAGAAGCUCCAACCUACCUCCAAAAAAGAUCAGGUAAAAGAUGACAAGGAUAAAGGAAAAUCACCCAAAGAGGAAAUGAAAAGUAUCUGGGAUCGUAAGAAGGGACUACCUGAACAAAAGGCACAGAACGGAGAACGUGAACUCACUGCCCCCAAACUUAAAUCUACUGAGAAUGCUGUUGGACGCUCCAAUUUGAAAGGGACUGCAAAUGCUGAGGUGGCGAAGCUGGGGUCUCAGGUUGAGGCUGUAAAACGGCUAGAAGAUCAGCGUCGUCGCCGAGGUGAGAAUGAGGAUUUUGAGAAGCUGAAGGAGAAGCAGCAGGAGGCAGCGGCAGAGCUGGACGAACUGAAGAAAAGGCGGGAGGAGCGCCGGAAAAUCCUGGAGGAAGAGGAGCAGAAGAAGAAGCAGGAGGAGGCUGAGAGAAAAGCCAGAGAGGAGGAGGAGAAGAGGAGGAUGAAGGAAGAAAUUGAAAGGAGAAGGGCUGAAGCUGCUGAGAAACGUCAAAAGAUGCCAGAAGAUGGUGUAUCUGAAGAUAAGAAGCCAUUUAAAUGUUUCAGUCCUAAAGGUUCAUCUCUCAAGAUAGAGGAGAGAGCAGAAUUUUUGAACAAAUCCGCUCAGAAGAGUGGCAUGAAACCCACCCACACGACAGCAGUUGUCUCAAAGAUUGACAGUAGACUUGAGCAAUACACUAGUGCAAUUGAGGGCACAAAGGCUGCAAGACCAGCUAAGCCAGCAGCCUCUGACCUUCCUGUUCCGGCUGAAGGUGUCCGUAAUAUCAAGAGCAUGUGGGAGAAAGGGAAUGUUUUUUCAUCACCUUCUGGGACAGGAACACCAAAUAAGGAAACUGCUGGACUGAAGGUUGGUGUCUCCAGUCGUAUCAAUGAGUGGUUAACCAAGACCCCAGAGAGCAACAAAUCACCUACUCCAAAACCUUCUGAUUUAAAACCAGGAGAUGUAUCCGGCAAACGUAAUCUCUGGGAGAAGCAGUCAGUUGAAAAGUCAGCUGCUUCUUCUUCUAAGGUAUCAGCUUUGGGGAAAAAAACAGAGACUAAUGCAGGUUUGAGACAGUUUGAGAAAGAACCAUAGAAGGCCACUAAAGACGCUGGAACAAUCAGUUGGGGAAAAAAAAAAGGAAAAAGUGCUAAAUUGUUCUUUUUAUAUUUAUGUUUAUUUACCAAAAUGUCUUUUUGCAUUACCCCAGUUAAAACCAUGUAUAUUAGCACUGUAUUUAAUAAUCAGUCUAGACAUUCAUCAUAAUAGUACUGCCUUUGCACAAGAGCCUUUAUUCCUAAAGAAACCCAUGCUGUGAAAUAUAUAGACUCUCCUACUGAUAGACAUGACUAACUAUGUGUCUGAAUAGUGAUUUCAACUGGCAUAAGACAUCAACCCAAAAUGCGUGUAAAAGUGAAGUUUCUUAAGAAAGGUGUGCAGUAAACCUAUAAAAACAAUGGUUACUUUCGUAAUUCAGAAGUCUUUCUUUCUGCACUUUAGACUAAGGCAUGGAAGAAAUAUCUUUAGUUGACAAUGUAAUAUUUCCUGUGAGUUGCCCAUGUCAUGAAAAAUACUGCAUCAAUAUGUGUUUCAAUUUUUUGUUUUAUACUUUUUUUGAGUAUCAACUUUUCCAUUCUAGUUUAAGUUAAUACCUAAAUUUGGAUGAUUAUGUUAGCUGACAGCGGUACUGAUAUUUCUUUUUGUUGCUAGUAACUAGUAAUUGAAUGCAAUUUAGAAUAUAUAUACACAUAGCUUUACAAAGGUUAGCCUAAAGGCACUACUAAUGGUAGAAUGCUUUAAUACUUGCUAGAGUAUUAUAUUUAGUAAUAAACAUACAUAAUUAGCCAAUAUCACAGCUUAAAAAAAUAAAGACAAAAUCACACACUAUUCUAUAGUAAGAUUUCAUAAUUGCCAUUAAAGGUAUGGUGAGAUAAGUAUUAAAAAAAUUUAAAUGUCAGUUGCCCAUUAUUGGGUAAUUAAAAAGAAAGUUAUAGUUUUUAAAGAGGAAAAGGUAAGGGUAUUAAGGAUCAAAAAUAGGUCACUUGUAUAAAAAGUUGUAGUUUAAUUUAUGUAAAACUACCAUAAUUAAAAAGAAAAAAAAAAACCUAAACAUACUUGGAGCUUGUUUCAAAUGACUGUACACUAAAUCUUGCCAUCCAUCAGUGCCGUACACUAAGACCACCUAAAAUGAAGUAAACCGCUAUCUUUAUAGUGUUUGUUUUUAACUCUCUCUCCCAAGUAUUUUAUUUACAGAUGUUUUCAUUUGUACAUAGUAAACGCGUUGCUAUAAGACGUCAGCUUGGUUUGAAUUUACAUGCCAUACAAUUUAGCUUUUACAUCCUACAAUGUAUGGGUGGCAUAAACUGAGCAACUGAAGUAGCCCCUGAGCAUUUUGUUAACAGCUUUGUUGUGCAUCAGAACUGCCAGGAGCUCCCUCCCUUUUCGCCUUCCAUCUCACACAGCAUCUGACUUCUUCCUAAAGAAGAAUAAUAUUAUAUAGUAUUUCAACACAACGAUGAACUCCCUGCUUGGCUGAAACAUCUUGUUUACAUAGAGAGAUGCACAUAGUUAUCUCUAGGGGUGAAACCGUGCCUGACAUUGUCUGUGAGCUGUCAUGGUUUUUGUUUGGGGGUUUUGUAAACAAUCCUCUGAGUCUUUCAAAUACACUUGAUAGCUGCAAUAAAAAUGAUUUGUUCAAACAAUGUAUUCUGAAUC